Messenger RNA from Xiphophorus maculatus (southern platyfish), 932 nucleotides. It is a transcript of the gene cfap20, whose product is annotated as cilia and flagella associated protein 20. Gene Ontology annotation, cellular component: ciliary basal body; motile cilium. The transcript has 6 exons. Gene Ontology annotation, biological process: cilium assembly; positive regulation of cell motility; regulation of cilium beat frequency involved in ciliary motility. The record is from RefSeq and is a predicted model, not a curated record. Lineage: Eukaryota; Metazoa; Chordata; Actinopteri; Cyprinodontiformes; Poeciliidae. The coding region runs from base 233 to 817 and encodes 194 amino acids.
UUCCCUAGCAGCACCAAAACAAUUUUAAAAAGCGGACCUUUGUUGUCUUACACUUCUCUUUUGGGAUAUGCGUAUUUUAUCGAAUCAAUGCCUUUACGAGUGUAAUUUUACGUUACACCGAUAUUUGUUUAAUCUGAGAGCGGAACAGCUUAGUUCACAUUGUACUGGGGACCGGAAGCAAAGCUGGUAAACAAAGUCGUCGCUGGAAACGGGUGCGUUAACGGCGUAGAAAAUGUUCAAGAACACCUUUCAAAGCGGGUUUUUAUCUAUAUUGUACAGCAUCGGAAGCAAACCGCUUCAAAUAUGGGACAAAAAAGUGAGAAACGGUCACAUCAAAAGAGUCGCUGACAAUGACAUCCAUUCAAACGUGCUGGAGAUUGAGGGAACAAACGUCAGCACCACCUACAUAACAUGUCCUGCUGAUCCCAAGAACACGCUCGGGAUCAAGCUUCCCUUUUUGGUGAUGAUUAUUAAGAACCUGAGGAAAUACUUCACUUUUGAAGUCCAGGUGCUGGACGAUAAAAACGUCAGGCGACGGUUUCGGGCGAGCAACUAUCAGAGCACAACGCGGGUGAAGCCGUUCAUCUGCACCAUGCCGAUGAGGCUGGACGACGGCUGGAACCAGAUUCAGUUCAACCUGUCGGACUUCACCAGGAGAGCAUACGGGACCAAUUACACAGAGACGCUGCGCGUACAGAUUCAUGCAAACUGUCGCAUCAGGAGGGUUUAUUUUUCAGACAGACUCUACUCUGAGGACGAGCUCCCUGCAGAGUUUAAACUCUAUCUGCCUGUCCAGAACCAGAAGGCCAAGCAAUAAAACCUGCUGCAGCUGUUGGAGGGGAGAUUUAUUUCGUCUGGAUGUAUUUGGGAACACGGUGUGUGCCGAGUGCUCUGUUGUGAUCCUGUCUGUAUUAAAGCUUUUUAUGCAGCUA